Molecule: messenger RNA, 888 nt
Organism: Pyricularia pennisetigena
Lineage: Eukaryota; Fungi; Ascomycota; Sordariomycetes; Magnaporthales; Pyriculariaceae
Exons: 6
Coding region: 1-888 (295 amino acids)
Biological process (GO): protein folding
Cellular component (GO): endoplasmic reticulum membrane
Source: RefSeq, a predicted model, not a curated record
AUGUCGGGAUUCGGCAAUUUCGGCCCCUUUUGUGAGGGUUCAACCUUGCCAGUGUGCAAUGUUCUGAACAAGAACGGCAAGGACCAAAGGGGGGACUGGGGAGGGUGCAACCUAACGGGCAUCCCACUACCUAAUAACCAGUACCUCGGAAACUUGGGUGUGAUUUUGGUAUGCGUUGUCGCGAUUGUGGUGGCGAUAUAUCUGCUGCUGCGGUCAGAGCGCAAGAAGGCGGCGGUGGGACGAAGAGAGAUGCAACUGUUUCUGCUGGGCUACAUUGUGAUCCAAAUCUGCGAGAUCUUCACUGUUGGUGAAAUCUCACCUUUGUCCGAAACAGUUCGGGUGGCAUUUACUGGUAUUCAUAUCGGCUUUAUCAUUGCGACAACAUGGGUUCUCAUGCUCAACGCAGUUGUGGGCUACCAGAUCAUUGAUGAUGGGACGCCUUUGUCUCUUGGGCUACUGGUGCUUUCGGCCCUAGUUCUCUUGAUCGGCACCGGGUACAUCACUCUAGAUACGGGCUUUGGAUGGACCGGCUACUGGAACUCGAGCCAGCAGGCGCCCUACAGCCACAUCGCUCUCUACGUACUGUACCAGCUGGCCCCUCUCAUAUUCAUUGUGGCCUUCUUUGUACUGGAGGCCAUCCUGGUCUUGAGAGUACUCCAGGAGACGAAGCCUAUGAUUUACCUAGUGGCCGCUGGCCUCCUGUUCGCUUUGGGACAAAUCUUCAACUACGUUGUCAGCCGGUACAUUUGCAACGGCACGAACGCCAGGAUUGACGGAUCCCUCUUCCAGACCAUCUUCACCCUGGCGUCAGUUGUCAUGGUAUGGAUAUUCUGGUCAAGCAUCACGGAGGACGACUGGCCAAUGCCCGUGGGUUCAACUUACCCAUAG